Molecule: messenger RNA, 4795 nt
Organism: Paramecium sonneborni
Lineage: Eukaryota; Ciliophora; Oligohymenophorea; Peniculida; Parameciidae
Source: the annotation of a GenBank genome assembly
AUGUUAUGGUUAAAGGCUAUUGAUGAAUCUUUAGCCUAAGAAAAUAUAAUUGCCGAACCAAUAACUAGAAGAUAAUGUAUGGCAAUAGAAAUUGGAUGUAUUGAUUAUGUAAACAAGAUCAUUUAUGAAUUAAAUAUAAAUGAAUUAUUAUAUCAAAAUUAGGAUUAAAUACUUUAACAUGAACAUUCAUAAGAAAUUAACUCAUUAAUAGAUGCUUUAUCUUCUUUUUUAUAAUUAGUGUGUAAUAAUUCAACAACAAAUUCUAUUUAUAUAUUGUAAUGGUAUAAUUUAUAUAAGCACAUUUUGUUGAAUAAAUAAGUAAAUGAUAAAAUGAGAUUAGAUAUUCUAAUCAUUUAAUUAUUUCAAUAAACUGAUAUGCUUGCAUCAUUUGAAAGUGAACUCAGUUAAAUAGUUUAUUUAUUUAAAUUCACUAAUUACUAAAAAAAUAUUUUAAAUUUAUUAAUUGCUUUUUGUUAAUUUACAGAAUUUAGAAAUAAGUAAGGAAUUAAAGAUAUGGUAGAAAUUAUAUUUUAAGAAAAUAAAUAUUCUAUAUUUUCCAAAAUAGUUUUUGAUGGAAAUAUUCAAUUAAUGUUAAAAGAAUGUACUUCUGAUUAAUAAAAAAGUUUUAUGAUAGAAAGUUUAAAUUUUCCAAAUAAAAGUGCAUUAAAGGAUUAUAUAAUAUCUUGUGCAAGAUUAGUAUCAGAAAUAUCUAAAUCUUCUUCAACUUUAACUUUAUAAUAAAUAAAUGAUUUAUUUCCUUUUAAAACUAUAGCAAAAAUUAUUUAAGAUAUUUAAAUAUCAUCUUAAACUAAAUUUUAUUUCUUAGUGCUUUUUUAAAAUUCUUACAUGGCUGAACACUUUUAACCUUUACCUAGAAUUUAAUUACCAUAAUACUUAAAAAUGGUAGUUAGAUAAGACAUAGGAAAGGGAUUAUUAGGUUUAUUUAAGAAAGAACAGAGUUCUAUUGUAUUAUUUCCUUUUGCUUAAAAAAAAAUAUCUAAUUUAUUUAAGAAAGUUUAAUAGAGAUAUUUAGUAGAAGGAGAUGAUUCAAUUGAUUUUUGGUUAUUUUUAUCUGAGUUUAUAACCCAGUUUUAGAAAAGAAAAACAAUUUAUGAAAUAAAAGGAGAAGAUCAUACAUAUAUGAAGUAAUUGAUUCUAACUUUUUUAGAAUUCUUAAGUAGAGGUCUUUUAAUUGAAUAUUUAUAAGAUGAUCAUAAUUUUUAUGACAUCUAGCAUAAGUUUAUAGAAUUUUUAAAGAAUUCUGUAGCAUCAGUUACUUUAUAGGAAAAGUAUAUAAAACAUACAUACUAAAAAUACUAAGAUGCUUGGGAUUAUCUUUUUGAGAACACAGUAGCGUAGAGAAACUCUGGAAUAACAAUAUAUUCGAAAAGUAUGAUUUGGUUAGUUGAGUUAAUUGAAAUUUUGAUAUAUUUAGAACAAUUUUAGUAAUCAAGAAUGGUUGAUUAAUUUAUAAUAUCAGAAGAUAAUUAUGUAAUAUUUGAUGAUUUAUUAUAUUUAUAAAAAUUUGCAAAGUAUUAAAAAUAUGCUGAUGAAAUAUAGAAAUUAAGAUAAGCAAAAGAUAUGUUGAUAACUUAAGAAUUAACUAAUAUUUUAGAGGAAUGUUCUUAUGCAAGGAAAACAAUUAUUCUUGAAUAUAUGAGAGGGAUUAAAUAAUUAGAUAUAAAUUUGGUUUAAUCCUUGAUUGAUUUGUUAAUUUUAAAUUAAAUAAGAUUAUCUGCUAAAGUAAUUGAAUUUUUGUGGCUAAUUUAUUCGAGUAGAAGUAAUUUCUUAAAUACUAUAAAUUAAACUAUUCUAAUUUAAUCUUUUGAUUAACGAGAUCUUUAAUUAUCUGUUAAUUAAAAUAUUUUUAAUGAUUUUUCAAAUAUAUAUUGGAAACUUCAUUUUGCAUCCAUUGAUUUAAUAUAAUCUUUAGAAAGAGAUUCUAGUCAAUAUUAUGAAACGAUAAAUGAUGUUCUAUCAGAAAUUUUAUUGAUAUUCUUUCCUAAUUAUGCUCCUAAAUCAGAUUAAGAAGAAAAGAUUGAUAAAAGCAAAGUUCAAUAAGAAAUAUCAGCAGUAGAUUAAAAAAUAUCACAUCAAGAUAUUGAUUUAAUUGAUUAAUCUUAACAUAUGAAAGAGUAAUAAUAAGCAGAAUAAUUUUAAUCAUAAAAAUCUGUUACUAUGGAUUCAACUUAAAAAUAUGUUUGGAAAAUUAAUAAUUCAUUUUCACUUGAUGUUAAUACAAUUUAUUAAAGAUAAAAAUUAUUAAGAUAUUUAGGUUUUCAUGAAUUAAUUAAAAAAUUAAUAGAAAAUUUAAUUUCUGACAGCAGGAAUUAUUUUUAGAAAAAACAAUGUUGAUAAAAAAGUUUACUAAACAAAAACUUAAAUCCUAGAGAAGAGUAUAUUGAUUCUCAUUUAUUUUGUUAUUAGAAAUAAAGAAAAUCAAGAAUUAUUAUUAAAUCUAGAAAAGAAUAAGGAUCAAUUUUUAUAUGAAAUGUCUAAUUUAGAAAUAAAAUAUAAUUUAGAAAUAAAAUAGUAACAAACUCUGAUUUAGAUCUUUUUCGCAGAAUUAUUCAGAGAUAAUUAUAAUAUCUUAUUUUCUUUAGAAAAAUACAAUGAUGAAAAUACUGUUUUGCCUUAAUUAUUUUCUAAUUUUUAUAGGAAAUUCUAAUAUUAAAAUUAUGAAGCUUGUAUUUACUUUUUAUAAUUUUUGUAAAUAUUACUGAAAGUGAAAGAGAAUGAUGUAGUGUAAAAUUAUUAUGUAAUUGUUUAAUUAUUUAUGAAUAAAUAAAAUUUAAAUAAAUUUAAUAAAUUUGCUAAAGAUAUUGAAUUAUUAAUGACUACUAUUUAAUAAAUGAAAAUAGAAUAAUUCUAUACAGCUACUCAUGCUUUUGAAAAUUAAUAACAUUUAAAUCAUUAAAAACCUAUGCAUUUUGAUAGUUUUAUAGAAAUGCCAACAGAAAUACUUUUUUUUAAAGAAUUAAUAAGAUUGUUGAGAAUAAUAUGUUCAAAAAGAUCGGGAUUAGUAAAUGAUUUUAUAAAAAAAAUAUUUCCAAUAUCAAGAAUGGCAGAAAUGAUUCAAAAAAUUGAUGAAUGGUAUCCACUAAAAUAUGAAUUAUUGCUUUAUUUUUAAUGUAUUUUUUUAGAUAAUUUAUAACAUUUGGAUUUUGAAGAAAAACAAGAACUUGUUAAAAUAAUUAAAGAUACAAUAUUUAAACAAAUUAUUGUAAGUUUUGUAGAAAACAAGAAUUUAAAAAAAUUUGCAGAAACAAAACUUAUGAAUAGCACUAUCAUUAAUAUUUUUGGAAUUAGAAAUUAAUAUUCAAAUUAAGAAUUUAUUAUGUCUGUGUAAUAUAAAAAAUCAAGUUUUAUUUAUAUAAUAUUUGGAGUUCUUAAUGUAAUUAAAUAAUUCAUUAAGAAAUUAUAUCCAAAAUAUUUCUAAUUAGAAAAACAAGAAUACUUUGAUGAUAAAAUUUAAAAUGAAAUUGUUUAUAAUGCUCAAAAUAUUUAUGAUGAUAUUCUUAGAGCAAAAGAUUUCACUUAAGAUGGAUAUGAAAAUCCUGGUAUAAUGAGAAAUACAAUAAAUAAGGGAGAGAGUGGAUAACAAGUGAUCAACUUAACUCAUAAGUAAGUAUCUAGUCAUUAAAAUCAAUAAAAUUAAGAAUUAAGUAAAAAUGAAUAAAAUAAAGAUAAUAUCAUUAGAAUAAUAGAAAUAACCAAUUCCUUUUAAUAAUAAGAUCUAGCAUUUUAAUUAUUAAGAAAUGAUUUUUAAAUAAAUGAUUAAAUAAUAUUAGAGAAGUGGACAAACUCUAUUAAGCCAUAAAGAACAAAAUUAAUAGAUGAACAUCUUGUUACUUCUGAAAGAGAAAAUGAAAUUUUAUAAUUAAUUAAUCUUAUCAUUACUUUAAAAAGGGAUGACACAGAAAAAUUUUAAAAAAUGAUUACUUCUUUAAUUAGAAUAUUUCCUGAAAGUUCUGUAUCUUCAUCUAUUAAACUUAAAUCAGUUAAAAUUAUCAGAAAGUUAUCAAAUUAUAAAGAAGAUACUUAAAUAUCAAAAUCUAUUCUAAAAGAUUUAGAAUAAUUAGGACUUACUGAUUAUCUUUGUGAUUUAAUUAAAUAUGAAAAUGAUUAAGAAUUAAAAUUAGAGUAUAUUAAGGCUUUUGUUGAUUACAUAGAUAAUUCAUCAAGGGAAUUAUAAAAUUCAUUUCUUUCAUAUUUAUAAAGAGAUUAAUAUAAUACUUUUAUCAUAUCUUUAUAAAAUUUUAUUACUUAAAUGUUUUAAGAUUUAAGAAUGACUGAAAUAUCAAAAAUUGAAAGAAAUAAUAGAAACAUUAAUAAAAUAUUAAAUAAUAAAAUAAAUGGAUGCAUUCUUAUAUUUGAAUUAUUUAGAUUAGGAUGUUAAGAUCAUUUUACAGAAAUGUAAAAUUUUCUUAGACAUCAAGUCAAUAGUAAAUAACCAGUAAAUUUUAUUAUGUUUACAGUUGAAUUAUUUGAGAAAUAUGUAGAAAUUAAGAAUGAAGAUAAUGUAGCAUUAGGAUAGAAAUUAUUGGAUUUUUUGAUUGAAUAUGUUUAAGGUCCUUGUUUAGAAAAUUAAAUGGAACUUUGUAAAUCCACAAAAAUCUUAGAGGUUCUAGAACGAAUUAUACUUUAAUAAAGUAUAGAUUAAAAUAGGUUUUAGAAAAAAGAUAUAGUGUUUUCAAGUUUAUAAAGUAAAGUAUUUUUACUUUUUUCAUUUUUAAUGGAGGGAAACAGUAACAAAAAAUGUCAAAAAUCUAGCGAAGUAACUUUUGGGAAAUGA